AUGCGCCGCCGCCGCGCGCCAAGCCCCGGUGCGUCGUGCCAAGCCCAGUCACGUCUCCCGCCGCUGUUCGCGCAUCGCGACACCCGCAUCAUCUCCAAGUCAACUGCUCCACCAUGCGGAAGCCCAUAUAGCGCGCCGCCGCCCCCGUCGCCCGGUAUGAGCUAUUACCACCAGGGUCACCCGCCUCCGCCCGGCGGCUAUGCGCCCCCGCGGCCUGCGCAGCAUGGCCACCAGCAACAGCCUGGAAGCUACCCGCAGAUGCACGCCUCGCCCACACCCGCGCCAGUCGCUGGCUCACCGGGCGCCUACCUCGCUGCACAGCAGCACCACCCGCCGCCGCCAUUCGCUGCUGCCCUCUCGACUCCGCAGCCCCAGCGCUACCAGGCUCAACCCAUGGUCAUGAUUCCGCAACGGUCCCCUCAGCAGCAUAUGAUGCAGCAGCCGCACCCGUCGCAACCGCCGCCGCUGCAGCAAUACCAACGCUACCCGUCGAUGCCUGCGCAAUUCCCUCCACAACACUCGUCGCCGCCUUACCAAGCACCGCGCCCUCAGCAGCCUCAACACUCACGUCCAAGUCACAACCCCGUCCCUCGUGCUGCCCAGGCCGCCUCGCCUCCGCGACAGCCGAUAGUACAGGUUCAGAUACCACGUCCGCCACCAGCCUCACCGCCUCCCAUAGACCAGCAACAACUCCUUAUCUCGCUCGCCGAUGAGUACGUCACUGCUGCUUAUGCUAUGGGGCCUACGGUGGCUCUUUCGCGACGACAAUCGGACGAGGACAGAUACUACAAACUCAUGUCGACCGGUCUGGGCUGCUUAGAAGCUGUAAUCAAACACCACCGUAUGCAUCCGCGCCAAGAGGCCAUGACCAUCUUAAGAUAUGCUACGCUGCUGCACGACGAGACGGAUAACGCCUAUGAGACUGAAGAAAUGCUGAGCAAGGGCAUUACUCUGUGUGACAGACAUCACAUGUUGGAUUUGAAGUACACUAUGCACCACCUCCUCGCCCGCUCUCUGUUCACUUCAAACCACGCCGCUGCCAUGAAGUCAAUUGACGGCGUGAUUCGCUACGCUGAAAUGUACCAGCAUGUUCCGUGGAUUUACGCUUUCCGAUUCCUGCGUGCAUCCCUCUGUAUGCAGUCCGCAACACAUGCCGAUCUGACUGCAGCUAUGCAUACCUUACACGAAGUCUCGGGCUUGUCGGGAAAGUUGGGCGACCAGGCCAUUUACGUCGCUAGCACCACCAUUCUGGCUAUGGUGUAUCUGCGCCUCAUGAACCCCGACAGCAUCGAACAAGCUCAGCGUUCCAUUGCGUCUGCAAGAAGUCUUCAAUUGCAAUUCACCAUGGACGAGCUUGGCCAGAUUGUGGCUCUGCUUGACCUCAUCGAUCUCGCAUGCAACCUACAAAGCUACAAGCCUGACCAAGCGGUUGCCAAAAUGCGCGACCUGCAAGCUAUCAUGGACAGUGCCGUGAAUGGAGACGACAGCAUGGACGAUGGCAUGUUUUCUGUGCUUGUUCACCGACCCCCCAAUUUGCAGCUUACCGGCUCGACUGGUGGCAUUUUCCAAAGAAACGAGGAUGGCAGAGAUCGGCUGUCUCUGGCGUGGAUGAGAAGGAGAGACCUGUGGAUGCUGGGAUACUACCUAAGUGGAGUGACAGCCCUGCUGAAGAAUCCCAUUGAGAACAAGGCUGAGAGUUAUCUCAAAGAAGGCCUUAAGCUCACCAAGGAAACCCUUGCCGUUCCCGACCGCAACCCCAUGUCGAUACGUGGCGCAUCAGCUCGCACAGAGUGGCAUCGUGCUUUGGACUGGCACUUCCGUCUUUACCAAUGCUUCAUGGCGUGUAACAAGGCGGAUUGGAAGACAGCACGAACGCACCUCGCUGCUCUUGAUCAAGCGGCACCCAUGUUUUCGGAAGACCGCAGGCCUUCGAUGACGCGCUUUGCCAUCUAUCUCAACGGAGUAAUAGAGCAAGGAUACGGGAACACGCAGGCGGCACUCGGCCACUUCCGCAUGCUCCGGGCGACGAACAUGUCAGCCACGCAGCAUACAGCGCAGUCAGAUCUCAGCAAUCUGGCCAUCAUGAAUACCUUGUUGAUAAUCCGUUCCCCGACGCACCCAAUGCACUCGGAAGCAGAGGAUCUGUUGCAGAAGAUCGAGGCGCCGUGCCUGACACAUCCCAACUUUUCGAUGAGGUCAGCAUGCCAGUUGUUGAAGGCCACGACAAAGGGUAAGGAUACGUCGAUUAUCAAGAUGAAGCAGUGCAUCCAGCACGCACUUCACGCGGCCAAGGCAGUGGCAAACAACCAACUUCUUGCCAUCUGCAUGAACUACAUGACGGCAGCCUUCUUCACCAACAUCAUCGGUGAGCAGACGGAGAAGAGCGCCAAGGCAGGGAGAGUUCUUGCGAAGAGAGCUGGAGACCGGCUUUGGCAGUGUGUAGCGGACAGCAUGUUGGCUGACACGUACGACAAGCGAGGAGAUGCGGCACAAGCUUCUCAGCCACGGCAGGAAGCAGAGGCUCUGUUGCCGUAUCUUCCUGCGCCGCUGAGAGAGGCGCAAUAG
Messenger RNA from Diplodia corticola, 2565 nucleotides. Its product is annotated as 75k gamma secalin. NCBI's taxonomy places the organism in Eukaryota, Fungi, Ascomycota, Dothideomycetes, Botryosphaeriales, Botryosphaeriaceae. The transcript has 3 exons. Gene Ontology annotation, biological process: mitotic sister chromatid cohesion; maintenance of mitotic sister chromatid cohesion. The record is from RefSeq and is a predicted model, not a curated record. Bases 1 to 2565 code for a protein of 854 amino acids. Gene Ontology annotation, cellular component: SMC loading complex; chromatin. Gene Ontology annotation, molecular function: double-stranded DNA binding.